AUGGCCCGGGACGUGGCCGCCCUAGUCCUGAGCCGCGCCGUGCCCGAUCGUCCACCUGCAGAGGUCCUGGUUCUGGCCGGCUACCGCGCGCAGAAGGAGGGCGAGUUGAGUCUGGCACCCGGGGAUGUGGUCCGGCAGGUGCGAGAGGGACUCACACGGGGCUGGCUACUCGGAGAGCUGGGUGGCCUUUGCGGCAUCUUCCCUAAGCAUCUGGUACAGGAGAUUCCAGAAACUCUGCGAGGCGAAGGGGAAGCACCGAGACCGCGCUGUGCGCGCCGCCGAGAUCACCCCGCCAAACCUCCGGGCCUCCAAAGAUGGUGCAAAGUGAACUUCAGUUACAGCCCGGAGCAGGCGGACGAACUGACGCUGGAAACCGGGGAGAUUGUGGAAAUGAUAAAGGAGAUUGAGGACGGCUGGUGGCUGGGGAAGAAGAAUGGGCAGCUGGGAGCCUUCCCGUCCAACUUUGUGGAGUUGCUGGACAGUGGGUCCCCAAGCCUUGGAAACUCAGACAUCGGCACCUGUGCCCAGCGGCCUCCCAAGCUGAGCAGCCUGGCCUAUGACAGCCCUCCGGACUACCUGCGGACAGUCUCCCACCCUGAGACCUACAGGGUCCUGUUUGACUACCAGCCUGAGGCCCCCGACGAGCUGGCGCUGCGGAGAGGGGACGAGGUCAAAGUCCUGAGGAAGACCACAGAGGAUAAGGGAUGGUGGCUCGGGGAGUGCCAAGGCAGAAGAGGCGUAUUCCCAGAUAACUUUGUGCUCCCACCGCCCCCCGUCAAGAAGCUGGGUCCACGCCGAGUGGUGUCUCGGGAAUCAGCUCCUAUUAGGGAACCAAAGAAGUUGAUGCCCAAGACAUUCCUCCCUGUAGUCAAGAAGCCAGUGACCAGCCCCACUGGGCCCAACAAAAUCAAGACUCCCUGGUCACCGAACGGGGACAGCCAGAAGCGUACGUCCCGAGCGACUGGGUCCAAUGGCAGCUUCCUCAACGGGGCUUCUAGUAACCCUGGCAGGAAGCGAGCCAAAACCCAGCCUGCCCAGCAGCGCUCGGCAUCCAGUCAGGAGGACCAGGCCUGCAGCCCAGGGAAGACCCCUGCUCCUGACCAAGCCCCCGGCCCGGAUAAAACCUUGAUGCAGGAGGACCAGGCCUGCAGCCCAGGGAAGACCCCUGCUCCUGACCAAGCCCCCGGCCCAGAGGAGACCCCAGCUCCUGACCAAGCCCCCAGCCCAGAUAAAACCUUGAUGCAGGAGGACCAGGCCUGCAGCCCAGGGAAGACCCUAAAUCCUGACCAAGACUCUGGCCCAGAUAAGACCUUGAUGCAGGAGGACCAGGCCUGCAGCCCAGGGAAGACCCUAAAUCCUGACCAAGACCCCGGCCCAGAGGAGACCCCAGCUCCUGAACAAGUCCCUACUGCAGGCCCAGAGGAGACCCUGGUUCCUGACCACACCUCUAACCCAGAGAAGACCAAAGCCCUGACUCAGGGAGAGUCAGGGCUAGAGAGAACCCCUGCUCCUGACCAAGCCCCCAGCCCAGACAAGACCUUGACUCAGGAGGACCAAACCCCUGGCCAACUGAAGACCCCGGAUCCUAACCAAACCCUUGGCCUAGACACCCUCAGCCCAGAGAGGAUCCUGGCUGCUGACCACGCCUCUAUCCCAGAGAAGACCAAGACUCUGACUCAGGGAGACCAGGUCUCCAUCCCACAGACACCUGGGACUCUGGGGAACCCCACCCCAGAAGAUGCCCUAGUUCCUGAGACAGCCUUUUUGGCAGAGGAGGCACCUGCUUCCGAAAUCCUUGCCAAAGAGCUGAUGACCAGUCUGGAGGAUGAGGGCCCCAUCCCAGGCAGGGACUUGACCCUAAAGCAGGUGCUUUCCAAGGAGGUCAUCUCCCAGGGAGACCACCCUCAGUUACAUCACUUCUCUCCAGAGGAAGCCCUGCGGGGCAAGUCUAUUGUGGCCAAUGAGCCUGCCUCCCAAGAUGGGGUCCGUGGGCCAGUGGAGCCCCCACCCCAGCCCCAGUCCUCAGAGGGUCCCUUGGAGUGCAGGGCUCACUCCCAGCCCCAGCCCCAGGCAAGGUCCAUGCCUGCCCUGGUAGAGGUCACGACCUGGCCGGUGGAGGCCUUUGCAGAAGACAAGGCUGUCCUCAAGAAGACGCACCCCAAAGAGGAGCUACCUCCGGGAGAAGGGGCACCUCCCAAAGAGGUGGCUCCCAGGCAGCAGGACUACGAGGCAGCCCCUGGCCACGAGCUCCCAUAUUCUGCCAAGCUGACCCCAGAUCCCCAAGAGACUCCUGCCGUCCCCUCCCCAAAGUCCGCGGAGGGUGGUCCUGACGGAAGCCACCUGCUGGCCCUCAGGCAGGAGGUGCAAUCUCUACAGACUGCUCUGCAACAGAUGGGGGCGCAGCUGGAGAGGAAGAUGACUGCCAUCUGGGAGGAGCUGAGGAACGAGAGGGAGCAGCGGCGCUCGCUGGAGGUUCAGAUGCUGCAGAGGAGGGAGAAGUGCCCGGCUCGGGGCUCCAGACACGCGCAGACGCAGACACACUGA
Molecule: messenger RNA, 2544 nt
Organism: Ochotona curzoniae (black-lipped pika)
Lineage: Eukaryota; Metazoa; Chordata; Mammalia; Lagomorpha; Ochotonidae
Gene: MNMIP1
Product: SH3 domain containing 21
Exons: 16
Coding region: 1-2544 (847 amino acids)
Molecular function (GO): protein binding
Source: RefSeq, a predicted model, not a curated record